GAGUUCAGGAAGAGGAUAGUUCAAACAUGUGAGGACCUGCUACCGUAGGUGUACCUGGUACGUAACAGUACGUGCGUUAUGCUGUUGCAGAAGAAGCAAGAACUGGAAAUUGAUGAGUGGCAGAAUCCGAUAACAUACAGUACUCGUAGUCACAGCUCGACGACAAACCAAAACGUGAAGCAAGAAAUCAUCCGAGAGAGAAAGGAUUUUACGCAGGAUUAAGCAUCGCAGAGCUGCUUUGAUGAUGAUAUGUGUCCCAACGGCUCGAUUGCUCUUCUUUUGCGCAUUUUGCUUUGACAGAGCCGUUUCGUUCACGCCAAAAGCCAUUUGGGCGCACCAAACACGGAAGCCCUGUCAGCAGUUUGCCUACAGAGACAGUAACGAAGAAGRCAGCUUUGAAUCGCUCGUGGAAGAAGCUACGUUUGGUGCAACGGGGCUGUAUGGUGGGGAUUUUGCAGGACUCGCAGCUACGUUUAAUCCUGGUGACGGCUCCUUCAUUCCGAUCCCCGACUAUCUCAUCCCGGAAGACCUCAAGGAGUGGGGCCAGGAGCCAAAAUGUCUUCAGGUGCUGGUCAGCGAAGACGUCCACGACGACGGCAGCGGGGAGAGCUGUUUGAUGUCCAGAGUCACCACCAAGAUUCUUCCUGAAACCGGGUGCGGUGUAGACAAUAUGGAGACCAUGAUUGCAUCCGACGAAAUCGAUUUGGAGUCGCAAUGGAAGAGUGACGACGACAACGAUGGCCUGGAAGACGUUGUCGGCUUGCAAUAUCCUCUGGGGGAAGAAAAAUUACGCGUGGAAACCAUAUUUGGUCUGGAAGAAGAGUACGGUGUGGAUCGAAUACGGGUGGCUAUUGAUUUGAUCCCGUCCGAAGAGAACUUUGCAAUCGUGAGUCCGAUGGUGCUGACGCUGGAGCGACGAACCAGUUCGAUCAGCAGUGGUGGAACGAUCGCCGAAGGGGGUGGUCUGGACGGCCGCACGGUCUACAUGCUUUUGGGAGAGCGAUUGCGGUCCGAAACGACGUUCGUCGACGAACCAUCGAUGAGCAACGAGAACUAUUAUGAUACAGGGAACGACAUUCGGUACGUAGGCCUCCCGGCGAACAUCAGCAUCGCAUUUGGCUGGUUGAACGAAGGUCGAGACACGUGGAUGUUGCAGGUGAGUCACAUCACUUCAAAUGGGUCUCGGCGCGUUGUUUCUCGACAGUUCACGGUUGCAAGCAACAACGAACUGGACUUCGAGAUACGAUCAUGGGUCGAGGACCUUUAAUAGAAACAACUAGAUAUGCUGUGUUUGGCAGUGCACUAUUGUAAUUAAAAAAUACAUUUUGUUCUGUUACACAUCGGCCAAUUCCUUUGAUUACACACACAAGAAAAACUAUUGUAUGGAAGGGCUGUUUUGUGGUGCCCCCAACAAUGAACUGCCACAAAACGAAACAUCUUGCCGCGAAGUCUUCUCGGAUAACUUUCAGAUGCCGUAAUUUCUUCGAAAUUCAGCGAGAGCGUCAGACCCUUCCGGAAGCAACGGAAAUGAAAAAUUGUUAUAGAGAAAGGCCUCACGCCACUGGAGCUCUGUUGUGACAUUGAAGUUGUCGUCCCAUACGAGCGCGUCGUCGCCGGUCGGUUCUUCCUCCGAUCCCUCUUCGUCAUCGGAAGAAUCGUCCUCUAUUUCCACAUGGAAAUGGACUUCUCGCCCCGGCACUAGAUUUAGAGACCGUCGCAACCGCCGCUGGCGGCGUCGACGGCGUCGCAGCACACGGCCAUUCGUGUCGUUGCGUGGACGAGGGGGAAGCUUGAACGAAGCAUACACCCCCCAGCAAGAUUCCAUGACGAAACCCCAGUUGUUUGUGGGGCUGCGUCGACAAACAUAAGUAGGGACCUCGCGGCCCCUCACCGAAAAACGAAUAUAGGAUCCAAUAGGGCGGUCAGGGAAAUCCAGGGGCUGAGUAACAAAUCGCCAGGUCAUCGGAACUGCAGGGUCUUGGAGGUCGGUAUCGUUCACGCCGUCUUCUGGCCCCAGUGGAUUGCGUCUUGGGUCAAUCCGUGAAGGGCUCCGUGUGGUAGAAGCAUCAUCGAUUUCCAUGUUUUCCGAUUGACCUACCUCCAAGAUAUCAUCUGCAUAUCCACCAGAUAUAUCUGCGUGCCCCUCUUCAAUCAUAUUUUGCUCUUUGUCUUCCCUUUUGUUUGUUCGAGGGGCGUAAAUUUUCACUCUGCCGUCGUCUAGAAAUACCAUCUUCCGGCAGGGUUGGUGAUUGUACCAUGGGUCGAAAGCAGUCCAGUCGGAACCCGCUGCUUCCUUGAAUCGAAAUGACCAUACAGUACCUUUGCCCGUUGCUGGGUUGAAAAUAAGUUCCUCGCGUGUCAAAUGGUCCCGAUUGUUCCCGUCAAGGAGUGAUUUUCGAUAGGCAGACAUGGCACUCGCAUUUGUGAUGUUGUUUCCUCCAUGGCUACACCCACAAGAUGAGGAAGAACGUCGAAGUUCUUCUUGAGCUUCUACACAGACGUGAAUCUUGUUCUUCCAAAGAUUCCGGCACAAAUCAACCCAACCAGCGGAAUUCUUCGACGCCGACUCUCUGAAUUUUCGAUUUAUUUUCCGCAUUUCACAGAGCGAUUUGGCAUCCAAAAAAGACAUAACUUUGCAAAGAACAUCCUCCGGAAGGCGACAUAACGGAAAGUCGUUUUCAUCACAAGACUUUCUUUUGGACGUGCAAGGGGUACUGAUAAUCAUUGUUGCUAUCAUCUUCAAUGCUUUGGUUCCAAGAACAUUUUCUCGAUCAGUUAGUGUUCGUUCGUUCGUUCUGCCUUGACGGGUAGGGUACUGUAUGGUACAGUACUUUGAUUGUCAAUUUGUACUUCACGUAGUUUUGUUGAGUUUGUAUCAUCAUACCGUACCAAAAAUACAGUGCGAUACAAUAAGUAGUGCGAACUCAAUUGAGAUUAUUUGUGAUGGUACGAUACGUACCGUACGGUACCUGUACCAAUACUACUGUCGUGUUGAAAUAUCAAAAUAUCACACACUCACCACAAACCGUACCUAUGGUAGUACGGUACGGUACUCAUGUUGUAACGGAUCAGUACGUACGUACCUGGCACCUGGUAUAUUCAUACGGACCAGAUGAGUAAAGAACGAACCGUAUG
Molecule: messenger RNA, 3135 nt
Organism: Pseudo-nitzschia multistriata
Lineage: Eukaryota; Bacillariophyta; Bacillariophyceae; Bacillariales; Bacillariaceae
Source: the annotation of a GenBank genome assembly